Molecule: messenger RNA, 1812 nt
Organism: Serpula lacrymans var. lacrymans S7.9
Lineage: Eukaryota; Fungi; Basidiomycota; Agaricomycetes; Boletales; Serpulaceae
Exons: 3
Coding region: 1-1812 (603 amino acids)
Source: RefSeq, a predicted model, not a curated record
AUGCCCGCCACCAUCAGCCACCUCAACGACCCACUCAACGCACACGCUGUCUCUUCGAUCGACAUGAUUGAUCCCCACCUCCUCCCCCGUCCCGCCUCUCCGCUCUUCUUUCCUACUCUCCUCGCCUACAUCCACUCCCUCGCCCCCUCCCUCCCUCUCGACCCCGUCAUACUCCAGUCCCUCCUCCUCUGCCUCAUCGCUGGUCACAAGAAUCUCAUCCUCCGCACACGCGAAGAGGACGUCGGUCUCGUCUCAAAGCUCGCCACCCUCGCCCUCUCCUCCAUUUUCGGCUACACUGCCCACAAGUCCAAGUUGCAUUCUGACGCAAAAUCAUACUCACCCUCCCAUCUACUCCACUCCCUCUUCUUCCCUCCAUCCACCCUUCGCACAGACGAUCCAACUCUCAGUCCCUCAAAGCGCCGCGACCGUAUCAGACGCAACUCUACUUCCCGUCCCUCAACCGCUAAACAGUCUCUUCCUCCACCAUCCAUCAAGACUCCCCGCUCACGCAAUAUCUCCUUUCCACGCUCUCUCUCUUAUCCUUCCGAUUCGCAGCAGUCCUCUUCCGCACCUCACAACACAGAUGGCUUAGAUAUAUCCUCUCUCGCUGCAGAUCUGCCCGGUCUCACUCCACGUCCUAAUCUCCAUCCUCUCGGUGUACACACCGAUCCAUCCGUUCCCACCUUGCUUUCCGCUCUCCAAGAUCGUACUGAUUACUUUAAUGUACAAUCUCUCGAUCUUCCUUCCUCAGUCGUCGUAUCCGGUCUCGAACAUGCAAGUCUUCCCGCUCAAAGGGCUCUACUCCAGGCUUUGACCGACAGAAAACUCAUUCUUCACUCUCAUGACCUCCCCUCACACUCGGAACAAAUAUCCAAGGACUUUCCACCCGAUUUUAUUCUCGUCUACGUGUGUCGCACAGAUCCACACGAACGACCUGCUCUUUACAAGAGUCUUCUCGACAGGUUUGCCAUGAGUGCAACCGUCACCGUCCAAUCUUCGACAAGGAUCGCAAUGCGCCAGCCACACCCUUAUCGUUUCCCUUCCUCCCCAUCCAGCGCCCUCCCCUCUCCGCUCAACCCCAUCGCGUCCCUAACCCACAUUCAGUCCCACCCAUCCCCUUCCCUUCGUAGUUCAGUCCUCCCGCCCGCCGCACAGCCCCUCAUAUCUCCGUCUUUGCUGCAAGGUCUCCACACCCUCAGCACGGCACAUAUCCGCUUUCGCGCGCCCCUCCAGCUAUAUUCCGCGGAUCUCUUCACCGCGGUGAGGCAUUACCAUGAGCUAGACGGAACGCUGCUCACAGCGCGCUCACGUAAGGACGCAGAGGACCUCAUCCGCGCCGUUCGCGUCCUCGGCGCAGACCUCACAGGCGCAGAGCUGCUCAAGGAGGCGACGAGAACACACGACGACGACACAGACGCCGACUCCCACGCCGACUCCACCUCCCUCCAACGCCCCUCCGAGCGCGGCUCGCUGCACGACGAUGCGGCGUCGACGUCGCACUCGGUGGACACGAAGGGGGGCGUACCGUGGAUCGAGGAGGCGCUGGAGCUCGAGCUGGAUGUGUGCGAGGCGGAUGUGGCGCGUGUUUUCCCUCGUGUGGUGACCCACCGCUUGCGCGUGCGGGAUUCGCCUGCGGAUGAGGUGUUGAGCAGUGCCGUGUGUGGUGCUGUGGGCGGGUGGACGUGGUGGCGGGAUAAGGCUGGGGAGACGGCGGGGGGAGCGGGCGCGAGGGCGAGGGCGAGGGGCGCGGAUGGGACGAGUGAGAGGAGUACAAUUAAAGAUAUUCUCGUUCAUGUUCUUGCGGAGGUGUAA